AACAGUGCUCCUAACCUUCACCACUCGUCUGAUACGAUGUUAUGGAAAUGAGUACUGUGAUUUUGCUGGGAUUAUGUACCUGCAGGAUUUCAAUUGAUAAAGUUUGAAUGUAAGGACUGGAGAUAAGUGGAGGUUGGUCCAUACAUCUACAAGCAGUGCUGAUGAAAGAAUCAGAGGCUGAAUCUCGAUUAAAGAAACAGAUCAUCAGAAGUAAAAGAGAAAUAGGACUAAGAUAAGGGUGAAGAAAGAGAAUUCCAAGGAUGCCGAGGUCUUUCCUUGUUAAAAAGAAACGCGGGGCAUUUGGAGCCUGGCAAUGGAAAGAGCCAGAACAGCUUGAGUGGAAACAAGAGAAUACAGUAGUGAGUACAAUUGUUAUGGAGCCGAUAUUGUGCAGUCCUGACACCCAACAGCAUGCAGCUGUGCAUCAGUCAGUAGCCCCCACGGGAUAUGGGACAGCAGCUGAAAUGAGAGAGUCAGUACCUUUAGCAGGAUCAGGAGCACCAGGGGCUGACAGCAGGCAUGAUUUGUCCACACUUAUGCUACAAGGCUCCUUCUACCAUCCCAGUACGCUGACACUGGUCAGCAGAGCAAAGCCCCGUCCCCGUGCUUCCCCUGGCUCAGGAGAUUUUAUGUGUUCAGUGUGCCACAAGAUAUUCCCCCUGCAGCGCAUGUUGACCCGUCACCUGAAGUGCCACAGCCUGGUGAAGAGACAUCCAUGUAGAUUCUGUGGAAAAGGAUUCAAUGAUACUUUCGACCUCAAGAGGCAUAUGCGAACACACACAGGUAUCCGUCCCUACAAGUGUGAACUAUGUGAGAAAGCCUUCACACAGCGUUGCUCUCUGGAGUCCCAUAUGAGGAAGAUUCACGCCGUUCAACAACAGUAUGCCUACCGCCAGAGACGCUCAAAGAUCUUUGUGUGUGAGGAUUGUGGGUACACCUCAAGCCGCCCUGAGGAGUACUUCCAUCAUGUGAGACAAUGCCAUCCCGGCAGUCCCGCCCUCCGCAGGUACUACCGCCGUCAGGCCCAUGAGAACAGCAGUUUUGCUUCAGCAGAACGUAAACUCAACCCCUAUCUGUUGUACUCAACCCCUGCAUACUAUAUAUAGGGUUGAUUCUAUAUCUGCAUGUCAUUGUAUUGUACAUGUUCAAUAAGUCCUUGAUUAUUGAAAUACCAUUUUUUUAGUUUUAACUUUUUUUUCUGGUCAUAUUCAACUUGAGUUUCACUCAAGCUGCCUUUACAUGAUCAGCACUAAAACCGCUUUGCCCCUGGCUUUGCUGUUGCUU
This is a messenger RNA of Gymnodraco acuticeps, 1284 nucleotides long. Its product is annotated as transcription factor Ovo-like 2. Bases 261 to 1106 code for a protein of 281 amino acids. The transcript has 4 exons. The record is from RefSeq and is a predicted model, not a curated record. Gene Ontology annotation, molecular function: RNA polymerase II cis-regulatory region sequence-specific DNA binding; DNA-binding transcription factor activity, RNA polymerase II-specific. Gene Ontology annotation, cellular component: nucleus. Lineage: Eukaryota; Metazoa; Chordata; Actinopteri; Perciformes; Bathydraconidae. Gene Ontology annotation, biological process: epidermal cell differentiation; regulation of transcription by RNA polymerase II.